Molecule: messenger RNA, 6137 nt
Organism: Pseudomyrmex gracilis
Lineage: Eukaryota; Metazoa; Arthropoda; Insecta; Hymenoptera; Formicidae
Gene: Dcr-1
Product: endoribonuclease Dcr-1
Exons: 23
Coding region: 130-6057 (1975 amino acids)
Biological process (GO): siRNA processing; rRNA processing; pre-miRNA processing
Cellular component (GO): RISC complex; cytoplasm; nucleus
Molecular function (GO): ribonuclease III activity; RNA binding; protein binding
Source: RefSeq, a predicted model, not a curated record
UUGAGUCUAAGUAAUAAGUGUCUUUCAAAUAUAUUUGUUUUAUUAUAUUACUACAUUAAUAAUAAAAAUCAUUGAUAAUCAGAAAAAAUUGUUAUUGUGAGUAGUAAGUAUAGAAAAGCUGUAUAUUCCAUGGCACUUUCAUUAAAUGAUCAAGUCUACACAAAAUCUUUUACUCCCCGGGAGUAUCAGGUGGAGCUUCUUUAUGCAGCAAAAGAAAAAAACAUAAUUGUUUGUUUGGGAAAAAACACUGAGCAAACUUUUCUCGCAAUAAAAUUAAUUCAAGAGUUUGCUACAAACAACAGGAGAUUAGCAAGUAAUGGUGGAAAACGAGCAAUAUUUAUAUUAAAUGACAAAGACAAGUCAACAAUAAUAGGAACAUAUAUAAAACAGUUAACAGAUCUGAAAGUAUUAGCAUGCAAUGAUUGUAAUAUAAAUGAAAAAUUUGCUGAAGAUUUUAACAUUUCUCAUGUAUUAGUUGGAACGCCAAAUGUUUAUGCACAAUUAAUAUCAGAAAAAAAACUUUUACCAUGUCAUAUAAAUCUAGUCAUAGUCGACGAGUGUCAUAAAUGUAUUGAAGAUAAUAAUUUAAAAUUUAUUCUUCAAACUUUUCUAUUGUGCAAUAAUGUUCCUAGAAUAAUUGGGUUAGCAGUGCCAGUGUUUAAUUUGACUCAAGAGCCUGGAAGAUUGGGUCUAGAAAUAGAAAAGGUAGAAACUACCUUUCAAUGUGAAGUAGAAACUGCUAAUGAUAUAUUUUCAAUAGUACGAUAUAGUCCAAAACCAAGAGAAUAUGUUGUUGAAUAUGCAAAAGGAGAAAAGAAAGAUUUGUAUAAUACGCUAGAAAGUUGUGUGUUACAUGCUAUUGAAUUUUUGCAAGAUCAUCGCUAUGAUCCAAUGGAAAUUUAUACUGAAGAAUUUUAUGAGGACAUACAAAAAAUUCCUGAUCCCAUACAAAAACCUUUUGAGAUGAUGCAAGAUUUUUUGCAUGUAUUAGAAACCCUUGGACCAUGGUGCGCAGAUCGUGCUGCCUUGGCAUUAUUAAUUUUAACAGAAAAAUUGAAAAUCAAAACUCCUUAUGAGAGACAUUAUCUUCUAUUAAAUAUGAUGACAUCUGUUUUUAUUAAAAUUCGUGCUAUUUGUGAUAAUGAAUUUCAACACUUAUCUGAGAAAGAAAAAAUAUACCGAUAUACUACUCCAAAAGUUCAUCGACUAUUAAAGAUUUUAAAAACUUAUACUCCUUUUUAUACUAAAGAGGCUAUCACACCAGAGAAAAAGACAAAUACUGAAACUGAUACACAAAACUGUGAUUUAAAAGAUGACAAAGACACUUCCGUGAAAACUCCAGAAAAACCAGCACAAGUAAAACGAUUUGGAGGUAAUUGGAAAUCUAACGAUGACAAUUACAAGAAAAUGCCCAAAUCACAACGUUACUUGUAUAGUAAUGCGGAUCCUGAUUCACUCUGUGGAGUAAUUUUUGUGGAUAAAGGAUUCAUAGCUAAAGUUUUAUUUUAUCUCUUAAAUGAAAUAUGUAAGCAUGAUGAAGAUUUACAUUUUUUAUCGCCUCUUUAUGCAAUCGAAAAAAAUACUGACGACAAUAGUUGUUCAAGAGACGUUGAAAGUGAACAUAGAAAGCAAGAAGAAGUUUUAAAACGAUUUAGAAUUCAUGAAUGUAAUUUAUUGAUUGCAACUUCAAUGUUAGAAGAAGGCAUUGACAUUCCAAAAUGUAAUUUUGUGAUGAGAUACGACUUCCCAAAAGAUUAUCAGUCAUAUAUACAGUGCAAGAGCAGAGCGAGAGCUGUGGAUGCCUUAUAUGUGCUAUUAGUACCACAAGAAGUAUCUAAAGACUUUAUAUGGCAAUUAGCUCAAUAUCAAUAUAUAGAAAAGACUUUAUUAUUAAAAUGUUCUAAUAAAGAGCUAACUGAAGAGGAAGAGAGUGAGGCAGAUAUGUAUGCUGCAAUGAUACCACAUUACAAACCACUCGAUGAUGAUGAUGCUCCCAAAGUGACUUUUAAUUCUGCUAUUUCGUUGAUAAAUAGAUAUUGUGCAAAAUUACCUAGCGAUACUUUCACGAGAUUAACACCAGAGUGGUUCAUUGAAACAGUAAAUAUUCAAAAUACAACGAUGUAUACCUGUUCGUUACGACUUCCUAUAAAUUCUCCAUUAAAAUACGUAGUUACGUCGUAUCCGAUGCCAAAUAAAGCAAUGGCUAGGCGUAUGGCUGCCUUGCAAAUGUGCAUUGAUUUACAUCGAGAAAAUGAGAUAGAUGAUAAUUUAUUGCCUAUUGGAAAGGAGAAUUUUAAAGCCAAGCCUGAAGAUGCUGAAGUACCCGCUUUGCCGGAUGAAAAUAAAGCUGACUUUUCGGAAGCUAGACCCGGCACAACAAAACGAAGACAAUAUUAUUAUAAAAAAACAGCCGCAGCGCUAACAAAUUGUAGACCAAUAGUUGGACAACCAUCUUAUCUAUAUCACAUUAGUAUGGUACUAACUUGCCCUUUGCCUGAAGAACAAAAUACACGAGGUAGACGUAUAUAUCCUCCUGAAGAAUCGGCCAUUGGAUUUGGCAUACUCACGUUAAAAGAGAUACCUAAGUUGUGUCCAUUUCCUAUUUAUACUAGAUCGGGCGAGGUUUACGUACAAUUAAAACUUAGCAAACAGACUGUGAUUUUAGACGAAAUUCAACUAAAAAAAGUUGACACUUUUCUUAAUUACACAUUCACAAAUGUUCUGAGAUUACAAAAAUAUCUAAUGCUCUUUGAUCCGAACACCUCAGAGAAUUCGUACAUAAUUGUACCAGUGAAUAAACUUACAACAGAUGAAGGUUCAGAUAUUAGCGUGGACUGGGAUUUUUUGGAAUGCAUUUAUCAAAAUCGAAAUGCAAUACCAAUCAAAAUUCCAGAAGAAGAUAGAAAAAAUUUCGAGUUUGAUCCAUCGAAAUAUUACGAUGCUGUAAUCAUGCCGUGGUAUAGAAGUCAAGAUCAGCCACAGUACUUCUACGUAGCGGAAAUAUGCACAAAUCUGAAUCCGAAAUCUUCCUUUCCUGGACAAGAUUACAGCACUUUUGAAGAAUAUUAUUUAAAAAAAUAUGGUAUACAAAUACAAAAUUUAGAACAAUCGCUGUUAGACGUGGAUCAUACAUCAGCUAGAUUAAAUUUUUUAACUCCUAGAUACGUUAAUCGCAAAGGCGUGGCGUUACCUACGACUAGUGAAGAAACAAAGCGCGCAAAAAGAGAAAAUUUAGAACAAAAGCAAAUUCUCGUUGCUGAAUUAUGUGCUAUUCAUCCCUUUCCAGCAUCUCUGUGGAGACAAGCGGUCUGUUUACCUUGCAUAUUAUAUAGGAUUAAUGCUUUGUUGCUUGCCAAUGAAAUACGAUGCCAGGUUGCACAAAUGAUAAAUUUGGGUCAACAAAAUCUGAGUUCAGAUUUUGAAUGGCCGGCGUUAGAUUUUGGAUGGAGUUUGGCGGAAGUAUUGAAGAGAUCGAAGGAAAUAGAGAAAUCAAAACAAAGCAAAACCGAAAAUGUACAAGCCAACUCAUCUUUGGACAGUACAGUAGUCUCAAAUAAGUGUCAAAAUACUGAACAAAACACUAAUAAUUCAAAUAUAUUAUGUAAUGAGACUAAGAGUCAAGAAGAACUGCAAUCCGAUAAAACUGAUGAAACAGAAGAAGAGAUUACUGACGAUCAGAAAGAUGAGUUGGAGAUUGGCACGUGGUCAAAUGACAUGGCAUGGUCAAAAGACAUAGUAGUAAAUUCAAUGGAUUAUGAUAUGGACGACAUGAAAUCUUUUCCUCUAAAUGUAACAGUCUUACCACAAGAUUUUGGUUGGAAUGACAUUCGAUAUGGAUCACCGACGUGUGAGUCCGAUUAUGACGGUUACGAAUCAGAUGACAUGUACAGCGAUGGCUUUGAUGACACAACUGAUGAAAGCGAAGACGAAAGCAGAGGACUAAAAAUAUCUUACAUGGGAGAAAACAUCGCCGAGGCUGUGGAGGAUGAGAAACAAAUGUGCAAACAGGAGAUGAACAAGAAGAUUUUGGAUCUUUUGGAAACAGAGAAGAAUUUUGAUAAUAAUUUUUGGAUGUACACAAAAAGCGACGAAGAAUUAUUGCUCGAAAAACACAAAAAAGCGCAUUACGAGUACGCUAAGACAAAAGAACAGGAUAUCAUGAACGAUGGUACUUUUCUAUCAUAUGAUUCGGAGAUUACAAUCAAGAGGAAAAGCUCAUCAAUUUAUCAAACUAAUAAAGAACAGCCAAAUUGUAAAUAUCGAGAUUACAUCGAAAGUGUUGUAAAGAAAUUUACUGAUGAAGUAUUAAAUAAAAAGUUUGUCGCAUCUACUAAGAAGAUAGAAAAAAGUGAAAGUAAUAAGUUGAAUAAAAACAAUUACUUAGAUAACGGUCUGUUUAGUUUUGAUUAUCAGCCAGAAUUGAAAAAUCAUCCAGGGCCAAGUCCUAGUUUAAUUCUGCAGGCUUUAACAAUGUCUAAUGCGAAUGAUGGCAUCAAUUUAGAGCGAUUGGAGACAAUCGGCGAUUCAUUUCUGAAAUAUGCCAUAACAACAUAUUUGUAUUGCACGUAUGACAACAUCCAUGAAGGAAAACUUAGCCAUUUAAGAUCAAAACAGGUUAGUAAUUUAAAUCUCUAUAGACUUGGAAGACAAAAAAUGCUUGGCGAGAGUAUGAUAGCUACUAAAUUUGAGCCACACGAUAAUUGGCUACCUCCCGGUUAUUACGUUCCCAAAGAACUCGAACAAGCAUUGAUCGAAUCCGGUGUUCCUUCUACUUUUUGGAAUCAAGCUAAUAUCCCCACCUUGCAAACUGUAAAUCCCACUGAAAUAACUCAACUUGUGAAAGAGACCGAAGAGAAGCUUGUGAUUAUGAAAAAUGAACUUGAUAAAACCGAGAAUAGGUUGUCGAGCAAUUUCGAUGAUUUACGAUGUUUCAUACCUUAUAAUUUAAUUACGCAACACAGCAUUCCGGACAAAAGUAUUGCAGAUUGUGUAGAAGCUUUGAUAGGAGCAUAUUUAAUUGCAUGCGGACCCCGUGGGGCGCUUCUCUUUAUGACCUGGUUGGGGAUUCAUGUUUUGCCCGCGGAGCAAAUUUACGUGAUAAGCGAAGAUGAACCAGAAGAAAGAAUACCUGGUAGUACGCCGUUUGUUAAAGAAAUUAAUGAACACGGCGAAACUAUGUGGACACAUAUUUGUUACGGGAGGCUAGAAGAGCCACAAAACCCAUUAUUUCGAUACGUUCUUGAUCCAGAGAACGAAUUAUAUAUGAUGCUCGAUGGAUACGAGGAAUUAGAGGAAAGCAUAGGAUAUAAGUUUCGUGAUAGCAGCUAUCUUUUACAAGCAUUUACGCAUGCCUCUUAUCAACCAAAUAGAUUAACGGAUUGUUAUCAGCGUUUAGAAUUUCUUGGCGAUGCUGUUCUAGAUUAUCUGAUAACCAGACAUUUAUAUGAAGAUUCGCGAUUACAUUCACCUGGUGCUUUAACAGAUUUAAGGUCUGCGUUAGUUAACAACACGAUAUUUGCCUCUUUAGCUGUUAGGUGUGGUUUUCACAAAUAUUUUCGCCAUUUGUCACCUGGAUUAAGUGUCGUGAUAAAUCGCUUCGUCAGACUACAGGAAGAAAAUGGACAUACCAUCAGUGACGAAUAUUAUUUAAUUGGUGAAGAUGAAUGUGAAGAGGCCGAAGAUGUAGAAGUACCAAAAGCAUUAGGUGAUGUUUUUGAAUCAUUAGCUGGUGCUAUUUACUUGGAUAGCGGGAUGUCUCUCGACGCCGUGUGGAGUGUUUAUUAUACAAUAAUGAAGUCAGAAAUUGAACAAUUCAGCACAAAUGUCCCCAAAUCUCCUAUACGUGAAUUACUGGAAUUAGAACCUGAAACGGCAAAGUUUAGAAGACCUGAGAAAUUGGCCGACGGCCGUAGAGUCCGAGUAACUGUAGACGUGUUUGGAAAAGGUUCAUUUAAAGGAAUCGGACGAAAUUAUAGAAUUGCAAAAUGUACAGCGGCUAAGUGUGCUUUAAAGAAAUUAAAGGGCAAAAUGCAGAAUUACCCUAGACAAAAAAUGUGACAGAAAGUUUUGUAAUUAAUAUAAAAAUAUGUAAGAAAUUUUUUAUUUUCACAAACAAUUGUUAAUACAUAUACAUUUCA